CAAAGUAAAUAUUCUGAACUUUAAUUCAAACACAAGAUCAAAGUACAGACACACACACAGUGGAAUCUCAGGAGGGUUUUGAUGAUGAGAGUGUGUACAGACGACAGCAGCUCUGCUUCUGUGGGAAAUGACGAGUUUGAGAAUCCAGACACCAGUGAUGACGCACACUUCUGGAGGAAAGAGUCUGUGCGCAGGUUUACAGGUGUGUCAUCUGUUGUUCGCUCUGGUUGGCACAUGUGUGCUGUGUUCAGUGUUACUGCCUUAAUACUGCUCGUCCUGAUCAUCACCGUAUCUGUCGGCCAUGUGAAGUUUGAGAGUAAGUUCUCAGCGACAGAAACAAACAUGAAGAACUUCAGCCAAACGCUACUGACCACCCUUACCAGAACCAAACAUCUAGAGGAGUACGGGCAUAAAGUUCAUUCAGACAUCAGCAAUCUGGAGUUUAACCUUCAAACACUGCAGGGACAGAUAAAUGACAUGUCUGAUGCGUUACAGAUUCUUCACAGCAAAGCUUCAGAGCUCAGGUGUGAAAUCAACAAGAUGAACAACAGUACACAGGAUCAGUGUUGUGCUGAUGGAUGGUUUCUCUUCUCCUCUCACUGUUAUUUCUUCUCUGAUGAUGGGAUGUCGUGGAGCUCCGCCAGAACUCAGUGUGAAAGAAAGAAAGCACAAUUACUCGUCAUAACAAACAAACUAGAGAAGGAGUUUGUGGUCAGUAAGACUACGCCUCUCUUUUAUUGGUUGGGUCUGACUGAUGGACGGACGGGUGAGUGGGAGUGGCUGGACAGAACACCAUACGUGAUGCUGAGCAGUGAAUGGAUGCCGGGACAGCCGGAUGACUGGCAGGCUCAUGGUUUGGGUGGAGGUGAAGACUGCGCUCAUUUUCAUCACGACGGCCGUUAUAAUGAUGACCACUGCACACGACACUAUCGAUACGUCUGCAAAAGACAAGCAACCUCCGUCUGACACACAACACCUCACAUCCCAUCAGAGUCAAGGUGUAUGACUGUUUACACAAAUGCUCUGAAAUGUUUUCAUUUCCUUUGACAUUAAUCAUGAGAUGUGUGUUGAAUGGUGACAUCCAGACACACAGAUGGAUGUUUAGAGUUUAGUCUCGUGUGAUUGUGAAAUUAACAAUUUAAAGAAUGAUUUCUGCAUCUGAACAUCUGAACAGACAGAACGUUUGAAUGUUCACAUCUGGUGAUGAUCAAUCUUUAAUGAUGUGUUUGAUGUUCUUUUGUGGCUUUGAAUAAAAACAUCUGUGACAUGA
This is a messenger RNA of Triplophysa dalaica, 1270 nucleotides long. It is a transcript of the gene asgr1a, whose product is annotated as asialoglycoprotein receptor 1a. NCBI's taxonomy places the organism in Eukaryota, Metazoa, Chordata, Actinopteri, Cypriniformes, Nemacheilidae. The record is from RefSeq and is a predicted model, not a curated record. The transcript is spliced from 9 exons. The coding region runs from base 82 to 966 and encodes 294 amino acids.